This is a messenger RNA of Penicillium longicatenatum, 741 nucleotides long. RefSeq lists its product as uncharacterized. The transcript has a single exon. Bases 1 to 741 code for a protein of 246 amino acids. The record is from RefSeq and is a predicted model, not a curated record. Lineage: Eukaryota; Fungi; Ascomycota; Eurotiomycetes; Eurotiales; Aspergillaceae.
AUGAAAGACUGGCAAUUAGAGGAGGCGGACGAGUUGACAGAUGAUUUCCACUCUUGGGAUAUUAACCAGAUGGCGUACCGGCUCUUCUAUGGUACCAUGCCUCCCUGGGAAUACGAAGAAAUGGGAGGCUUAUUUUACUACCACAUUGCCAAAAUCGAGUCUGUCUCCAAGGAGAUGAAAGAAGACUUACGAGAUCUAAGUAAGAGUACGCCAUGCGAUUACUUUUGGGACAUUCUUCCCAUAGAGCAGCGGCCACCUGGGGCAGGAAUUGAGGUCGAACAUGACCUUGUUAUCUUCGACGAACAGCAUUCAAUCGGACUAGCAGGACUAGGACCCGAAUUUCUAUAUCGCAUUGUACAUUUGGAUCGGCUAUCUCGACGUAAUUUCCUUUGCAAUAAUGCCAGGCCCUGCUACACGCCAUUUAUUGGACUCGAGUUGGGACUUUCAUGGGACAAAAGGUUCCCAUUUAUUGAACCAGCGGAUCGGCAUGACACCCCAAACUUCGAACAAUUCUGGUCCACUCUCUCGACCCUUGAACAGCCCACCGUGGGCUGGAAGAGAGCAUGGGUAUUGCCCCACAACAAAGAAGACAUAUUAGAGGAUGCCUUAGACUACGACCGCAAACAUGAGCAGGACUGGGAAUGGGGUUAUGCUUUGUGGGAUGAGAAGAGAUUGGAAGAUUGGAAAGCGCCAUUGCUAGUAGAGAACGCCGAGGUUGGUGAAGUCCCUGAGAGUGAUUGA